This is a messenger RNA of Tupaia belangeri chinensis (Chinese tree shrew), 2055 nucleotides long. RefSeq names its product matrix extracellular phosphoglycoprotein (gene MEPE). Gene Ontology annotation, cellular component: extracellular matrix. The transcript has 5 exons. Gene Ontology annotation, molecular function: extracellular matrix protein binding. The coding region runs from base 102 to 1754 and encodes 550 amino acids. The record is from RefSeq and is a predicted model, not a curated record. Gene Ontology annotation, biological process: biomineral tissue development. NCBI's taxonomy places the organism in Eukaryota, Metazoa, Chordata, Mammalia, Scandentia, Tupaiidae.
GGUACUCCAAGUAACUUUAAAUUUCAGCAAAAUGCCCAGACUGGUAACCUGCAGAAGAAGCUGGGUCUUCAGAAGCUAAAAGAUAACAGAGAUUCUCAGAGAUGCAGGUCGUCUGUGUGGGAUUGUUCCUUUUCAGCGUGACCUGGGCGGCACCCACAUUUCAACCCCAGAAUGACAAAACUCAGCAAGGCUGUGUGGAAGAACAGAGGAUAACAUACAAGGGCCACCACGAGAAACAUGGGUAUUACAUGUUUAAGUAUGUUUAUACAUCACCUGGGAAGAAAAAUCAGACUGAUGCAAAGCAGGAAGAACAAAACAAAAGCAAUAUUGUUUCCCAACCUUCUAACAUGAAAAGAAAUCAAGAGCCUUCGCCUAAAGAAAACACUGCCCUGGAAAGGCCAAAAGAUACGUCCCUUUCUGAAGCCAGUGAAAAGAAUCAUAGUGGUAAAUCCCAGAAUCUUUUUGCAAGUAGACAGACACUGAACGAAGGCUAUAUCAGUAAAAAAGAGAACACUCACAAUGACGUACAGAUGCCCAUUUAUUCUAAUGCCACUGGAGACCAAGAGGCUGAGGGUGGAGAUGAUGCUGCCAGCAGGCUGCAUGACCAAGAAGAAUAUGGGGCAGCGCUCACCAGAAAUCAAAUGCAACAUAGAAUGGGGCCAGUGACUGUGACCAAACUCGUGGGGAAAGGCAGCAAAGAGAACAAACCUAGGAACGCUCUCAGCAGAAUGCCAGCAGGUGCAAACCAUGCAAGAGCCCACUGGAAAGGUAAAAAGAACCAUCGAAGAGAUAAGCAAGCUGAAAACAGUCCAGGAGACAGCAAAAGCCCUCAUCAUCGCCAGCAGAACACUGACUACCUGAAACAGCUCCCCAAAGUCAAACACGUCCCCAGUGAUUUCGAAGGCAGCGGUUACACGGAUCUUCAGGAGAGAGGGGACAAUGCUUUUCCUCCUUUCAGUGGGGAUGGCCAACCUUUUAAGGACACUGCUGGUAAAGGAGGAGCUAUGGGGCCUGACCAGGAAGGUGCAGACAUUCAAACUGGGUUUUCUGGCCCGAGUGAGGCAGAAGCUGGGGAUCUGGACACACGAGGGCCAGGAUAUAAUGAGAUCCCAGAGAGAGAAGCCAAUGGCGGGGACACUGUUGGAGCCAGGGAUGAAAACGCUGAAGUGGCAGGUGCUGCUGGUGCGAGCCUUGUGGAGGGCAGCAAUGACAUCCUGGGGACGACCAAUUUUCAGGAACUCCCUGGAAGAGAAGGAAACAGAGUGGAUAAAGGGGGCCAAAAUGCUCACCAAGGGAAAGUGGAGUUCCAUUACCCUCAGCCACCCUCCAAAGAGAAAAGAAAAGAAGGCAGCAGAGAUGCAACAGAAAGUACCAAUUUUAAUGAAAUCCCGAAAAAUGGCAACGGUGGUACGAGGAAAGGUGCCGACCAUUCUCACAGGAGCCCAGCGACCUUCAAUGACAAGCAAAGGAUUUCCAGUAAGGGUGGAAGUCGGGGCUCACUCAUUCCUUCGGAUGGGCUAGACAAUGACAUAGGGUCUCCACAUCACCCUAACAAUGAGGGGAAGAUGAUAACACCCCACAGAAACAACCAUUAUGUGCCCCAUGGACAAAAUAAUUCUAUACGGAAUAAAGGUAUGUCUCAAAGGAGAGGCUCCUGGGGUUACAGAAGAGCCCAUUCCAAUAGGAGUGUGAGACCCUGGAAAAAAGAUGACAGCAGUGACAGUGACAGUUCGAGUGAGAGUGAUGGUGACUAGUCCACCGGGAACUCCCAGCUGGGUGAUGGUUUGAGUACUAGUCAGCAGCAGUUGAUGGUGGAGGACUCAGCCACCUGCGGCAGAGCAGAUGAAGAGAAGACAGAGCAGGGGACUGAGCAAGCCAGGAGGUCUGGUCUCCUUGGGGGAAUUGGAGCUAUUUCAAUGGUCAUAGUGUGAAAUUGUAUUCAAAAUUAUAAUGCUUUUCUUAAGACAAUUUUAAAAAAAAACUUAUUAAUGAUGUAUAGAAUAAGGAACAUUUGAAUAGGUGUCAUUUUAAAAUUGUUUGUAAAUGUCACAAAUG